AUGUUUCAAAUCCUUUGUUGUUCAUUCUUCUCCCUUGCACAGAUGUUGAUAAGUUACAUUUAUGUAAGUGUCCAUUUUCAACCGUCUCAUUUAUCUGUACCCGACUCCACACCAACUACGUUAAGUCCCUUAACCUUCUUUAUCGAUAUAACUUCCUCUUCUAUUAUAGGUCAAUUCUUACCCCCUCUCCUUUUAUUCUUUCCUUUUUCUUUUUUCAUUCUUUCUUUGCUUUUCAAAUUUCCCACACUGCUACGCGUACCGGCAUCGUUAUGCGUCCCACGUCAAAAAUCAGGUUACGUCGCACCGCAGGAACGGAUCUCCGAGGGACCUUGCUUGGCAGUUGAGAUAGUUACGUAUUUGUGUUUGACGCUUGCCAUUAAUGUUCCACCUCUGGUGAAAACCAGAAAUAGACAGACUGUUCUUGCUUCUCAUUCCACUUAUCUAUCUAUCUAUCUAUCUAUCUAUCUAUCUAUCUAUCUAUCUUGGUACAUACAUACAUUCAUAAAUGCAUGCAUACAUACAUACGAUCUAUCUAUCUAUCUAUCUAUCUAUCUAUCUAUCUAUCUAUCUAUCUAUCUAUCUAUCUAUCUAUCUAUCACAGUUAUUUAUAUCUGUAUAUUCUAA
This is a messenger RNA of Acanthosepion pharaonis, 624 nucleotides long. NCBI's taxonomy places the organism in Eukaryota, Metazoa, Mollusca, Cephalopoda, Sepiida, Sepiidae. The record is from the annotation of a GenBank genome assembly.